AUGUCGCAUUUCUUCGCGAACCCCCUGGCGGUGCUUCUUGCGGACGAUCGAGACGAAAGCAAGUUGCAGCAGCGUCAUCUGUGUGAGGCAAUCAGAAACACUUCGUCCUUCCGAACAUAUUGCGAGGAUCUUACCGAUCAGGGCCACCUGAAACAGGUGCGCAACCUGUUAGAGGACGACAAGAUCCUCUUUCAGGAAAGUCUGCGGCAACUUGGAUCUGGACAGCAGAGAAUGCGCGAUAUGUUCCAAGCCGUCAAGGUGAUUCACUCUUGUCUAAAGGAAUUCAACCUUGUCAAGCGGACAGGCAUAUCAGACCUAUCAAUCCAGGCACUUUCAGGAGAGUUGUUCGAUUCGCAGUUGGUAGGAGACAUCCUCCGGACCAUCAAAACUCUAGAUUCCGCCCGACUCAAGGCGCUUUUCACGGUUCUCUCCCAAUGUCUCAUGCAACAUCCAGAGUUCGUAAAAAUUGAGAAAGACCUGGAUGACUUGCUCGAGAAUCAUCAAAGCCCCGAGCCACUUCGGAGUGAGUAUGACAGCCACCACUCCGUCAUGGCAACAACAGUUGUUCAACAGCGGAUAAAGCUCAGCAAGGGCAAAUCAAAGCUGUCCGAACAGGAAAUUGAAUAUACGAAGAUUAUCGACCGCUUCCUCAAUCUAUCAGAGGGAUAUUUCCAGGCAAAUCUCUUCCGGCCGCAGGACCUGUUCCUGCAUGAGGUCUUCCUGGUUGAUAUGAAAAACCCACUGAAGGAAACCUUUGCCCCGCGGCCGCGCUUUGCCAUUGAGCGCGCCUUAUCAAAUCCCUUCGAUUACUUGAUAUCGACUUCGGAGACGGCUGAGACGAAGGUCUCGGCCAAGCAGCCUGCCACUGCGAUCUUAUAUCAGCUGUACCUCGAGUCUGGGUCCCUUGUGAACAUGCACGACCUUUGGCAUGCAUUCCAUGCAGUAUUCGAGAGCGAUCAGGGGGACCGCUGCGACGAGCGCAUGAUUAUGACCCUGUUCUAUCGGGCCCUAUCAGAGCUCAAGGCGCUGGGCACGAUCAAAUCUAGUCGCAAGAAGGUCGAUCAUGCCGCGAAGACCUCAUGGAUCGGUCUUUGA
Molecule: messenger RNA, 1095 nt
Organism: Aspergillus melleus
Lineage: Eukaryota; Fungi; Ascomycota; Eurotiomycetes; Eurotiales; Aspergillaceae
Product: putative origin recognition complex subunit 3
Exons: 2
Coding region: 1-1095 (364 amino acids)
Biological process (GO): DNA replication; DNA replication initiation
Cellular component (GO): nuclear pre-replicative complex; nuclear origin of replication recognition complex; DNA replication preinitiation complex
Molecular function (GO): DNA replication origin binding
Source: RefSeq, a predicted model, not a curated record